AUGGCAACGCAAAGGACCACCUCGAAACGUGCCAACAAAUCAUCAUCCGACAGCGAGCUAGCGCAGGGCAAAGGCAAAGGUCGACGGCACAAAUCGAAAGAGAAAUGGCCUCUGUUGGAAGGGCUGACGGUCGACGAACUGGCACGUUAUCGAAGGAGGCGUGUUCAAGGCCAGCCGAAAGACAAUCUUGGACUACAUCCCGAAUCGGAGGAGGACAAACAACCCCCAGAAUCUGAGAAUUUUCAGAGCAUUCGCGCGAAUAACGAAGAAUCGCUCAAGGAAAAUGUCUGGCCGGAGACGGACAAAGAAAUCGAGGACGUUCACCUGAAGGAUUUCGACGUGGUUGCGCAGACUUCGGAUCUGGAAGAGGUGGACGACCAAGAAAAAAAAGAUGCGGAAUUGGAGACGAUAAAUAAAGAACCAGAAACUUCUUUCGUGCAGACGGACGAGGAUAAAACGAUGGAAAUCGAAACUGUAAACUCUAAGUUCGUCGGCCAUGUCGGGGUUGUUACGCGGCCAUCCCUUAUUAGAAGAGGCACAACUUUGAAGCGAGACGGUGAAUUUUACACGGACACGGAGACCUGUUCCUCCUAUGUGGCAUACGAGGGUCAGCACAGGCCGGAAUUGGCCCGACGAGCGACGUCCUUGAAAAUGGAGGGUGAUUUCGAAACGACCACCGAGAAAUGCGAGAAAUUCAUUCGUUGGCUGAACGUCAGGCGUCCAGACCUCAUGCGUGUCCCCACGCACCUGAAGCUCGAGGGUGAACUGGAAACGUUGACCGAGAACCACGAAAAAUACGUGCCGUUCGUGGGCACCCGUAGACCGGAACUGUUACGUCAGAAUACGAACUUAAAGUUAGAAGGGGAAUCGAAUUUCGUGCCGGAGUACACUGACGUUUUCAGAAUACCCCACAACAGAGAAAGACAACAGCCAGUGAAACCGGAAAUUCAUCUGAAAACGGGACGGGACUUCUUUCAAAGUACAGAAAGCACCGAGAACUUUGUCGAUCCGCGUGCGAAGGAGGCGCAGCUAAUGCGCGAACUGAACAGGGACGUGGAGGAGGAGGAGAGACGGCAAAAGCAGCAAAAGGAGAAGAAAAAGGAGGAGGAGAUGAAAAUGUUGGUGUCGAAAUUGGAGGACUUGAAGAGCCCGCCGCUCGAAGUUCCCGAAUAUAAGGAUGCUUACAAGGAUUUCCCAAGGGAACGCCCAAGAAUCGUAAAACCAGAAGACGAAAUCGGCCGAGCUGAUGGUUCGAAGGUUCCGUCGUCGCCCGCCAGUAAGUUCUCCACAAAAAUCGACCAGGAUCCGGAAUACAAGUCCAAGUAUCUGGAUUACCAAAGGGACCAUCCUGUGUACCGGAAACCACCUAUAACAGUCAGAUCAACGCUGGUUCCUUCAGAACAUUGUACGGGAUUUGGUAAACCGGAAUCGAAACGAUACGAUCACGAGUUCACCAGCGAGGUCAGAUCGCAAUACGUUCCGUACGGUCGUGUACCAAGAGUGGAACCACUGCGAAUACCGUCCAGUUUGCGUCUGGAAGGGAAUCUCGACCUCGAGCCGGAAUACAGAACGGCCUACUGCACAAAACGCGAAAGUCAAUGCGCUGAUUCGAAUCUGCAACGUAGACGGGAUCGUAGUUUGAGUGCUUCCAGACGUCAAGGAAAUCAUUGGACGAAUAGUAACGUGGAGCAAUUCGAUUCCGCGAAUGUUGUCCAGGAUCAGAACGCUUUCCAGGUGCUGAACACGCGAAUUCACGAGGACAAUGUCUGUGGGAAACCACCGUCUGGUAGUCGAAGAGGCUCGAAGACCUCCCAAAUUCAUCUGCAAAGACCAACACAGGAUGGGGCAGAAUACAACAGAUUAAAGGAGGAAUCGUCGAAUCCGACUUAUCGACUUCAUGUUUACAAUGUCGAUGACGAACAUCAAGGUUUUCGACGCAGACGUUCUCCAUCACUUCAGUCUUCCGGAAGGAUACGGAAUCCUUCACCCGAUCGUGCACACCGCACUGACGUUGUCAGACCAUAUUCCCCUAGUUUUGGUAAAAGCACUAAGCAGCAUAAUAACGGUCAGUCAUUCGUUGUUCUGGACAAUGAACUGUUCGACACGAAUAAAAACGAGGUACGCCGGAGACGAGCGGAUAGGAAUUAUAAUAUCGAUGGCACGCUGACCUUCUCGAAGGGAAGAACUAGAACUACGAGUAAUUGGAUGCCACCCUGGUAUGAUAGUACAAAUACGAUUUAA
This is a messenger RNA of Dufourea novaeangliae, 2241 nucleotides long. RefSeq lists its product as uncharacterized. Bases 1 to 2241 code for a protein of 746 amino acids. Lineage: Eukaryota; Metazoa; Arthropoda; Insecta; Hymenoptera; Halictidae. The transcript is spliced from 7 exons. The record is from RefSeq and is a predicted model, not a curated record.